Messenger RNA from Rhizopus microsporus ATCC 52813, 615 nucleotides. RefSeq lists its product as uncharacterized. The coding region runs from base 1 to 615 and encodes 204 amino acids. The transcript is spliced from 2 exons. The record is from RefSeq and is a predicted model, not a curated record. NCBI's taxonomy places the organism in Eukaryota, Fungi, Mucoromycota, Mucoromycetes, Mucorales, Rhizopodaceae.
AUGGUUAUUUGUACUUCCGGUCAGUACGUAUACUGUAUCUGUAGUGAAAUUAUUGCCAAUAGCGAAAUUAUUUCAGAUGAUGAUACGGAUACUUUGUCUGAUCAUUAUUUGGAAUAUGACGAGCAAGAGGAAAUGGAAAUGGACCAUUUCAAUUUAAGCGAAGUGUGGAUACAGAAAAUAAGACAAAUUGAGGAUAAUCCUCUAUCAAGUGUACGUGAAUAUGUGGAUGUAGAUCUACCAGAGGAAGAUGAAGAUUCCUUUGGAGAUACUUUUCUUUUCGCGGAAAAGUAUACUCCUAAACAAACUGAGAAACUCUUCGAUAUAAUCAUCAAAGAAGACUUCGCGGCAAAAGCUGCUCAAAAUUAUGUUAAAACUUACAACAAUGACCCUGGAAGACGACUUCCUGGAUCUUAUUCCAAACCUCAUGGAAGACCAUGCUCUAAGUUAACUGGAGAGCAUUCCAGGCUCCUUAUUGAUGAAGCUGAUUUCAGUUUACAAAUUCAAAGAAGCCAUGAUCGUUCAUACAACGGCAAGCCCGCAAAAAGCAUUGUGCCAACCGGAAAGGGUACUUACAAUUUUAGGUGCCAUUUCUCAAGCUGGUAUCAUAAACGUUGA